Messenger RNA from Clunio marinus, 1648 nucleotides. NCBI's taxonomy places the organism in Eukaryota, Metazoa, Arthropoda, Insecta, Diptera, Chironomidae. The record is from the annotation of a GenBank genome assembly.
GAUUAAUUGUUUAUAUUUUUGUGAACUUUUUGCUACUUCCACCAUAUAAAAACUUUAUUUUUUAACUGGUUAUUUCAAUAAAAUACGAUUAAUAAAUGCAGUGGAGUCCUGAAAAUUCUAAUGAUUCACAUUAGAACGCUUAUGGCUGCAUUCUAAGCGCUCCAUCAAGACGAAUUGUUUCACCAUUGAGUAAAGGAUUGUCAACAAUCGACUCAACUAGUUGUGCAUAUUCUUUAGGAUCGCCAAGCCGUUGUGGAAAUGGAAUUGUAAGAGCAAGAGCACUUCGCACUUUAUCUGGCAGUUGCUGAAGCAUUGGUGUGUCAAAAAGACCAGGUGCAAUUGUGACAAUUCUAAUUCCUUGUGAUGCAAGAUCACGAGCUAUUGGCAAUGUCAUUCCUACUACUGCUGCCUUCGAUGCUGCAUAAGCUGCUUGGCCAAUUUGACCAUCAUAUGCAGCAACAGAAGCAGUAUUAAUUAUUACACCUCUUUGACCAUCAAAGUUUGCAUUAUUUUGUCCAAUCAAACCAGCUGACAACCGAAUAACAUUAAAUGUUCCAGUAGUAUUAACGUUCAUAACUUUAAUAAAAUCUUCUAAUGUGUGUGGUGUAUUUUUUUGAAAACUGAAAGCUCUUUUGGCUAUUCCUAUUCCUGCACAAUUAACCACAACAUCUAAUCGACCAAAUUCAGAUUUUGCCGCUUCAAGUGCUUUUGAUACGUCGUUUUCAGAAGUCACAUCGGUUGGAACGAAUAUAACGUUAUCGCCGAUUUCCUUAGCGACCUCUGCACCUUGUGACGUUCCUAAAUCACCGAGAACAACUUUGGAACCGGCGCGUGCGAAUCUUUCUACAGUAGCUCGACCAAGACCACUCGAACCACCCGUCACGAAAGCAACUGCGUUCUAUCAUCAACAUGAGAGUAAUAUGCUUGAAUAUUCGACGAGGUGUUUAACCGUGAGGACAAAAUUAUCCGAAACCCAUUUGAAUAUAUUUUAACCGUUAAAUAUACCUACUUAAAUAUGUUGUUUCCAAGUUGUAGAAAUUAAAGAAAAAUUUCUUAAAUAGGAAAAUCUGGCCUCGUUUUCAAAACAUCUAUGCUGAGUUAGGUUCUUCUUAAAGGUCCUUCUAAUAAAUUUGUUUUAACAUUAGCAAUCUUCAAAUAAAUGUUGCUAUUUCCAAAAGCUUUCUGUAAAUUAAAAAUUAGCGAAAAAAGAAAGAUGAAAACUCUGCCACAGCUUUACAGCUUCUAAACUUUAUUAGUUCUUUCUCAUUGUUACAUAAUAAUGCAUUACUACUCUUCGCAUCUGACAAAUAAAAAACAUUUCUCAAGAAUUUAAUUUCUGCAAAAAAAAAUCUUAUAAUUGUAUAGAUUAGACAAUUUUGAAAAUUGAAAUGAUUAAUGUUCUGCAUAUCUGCCCAUAAAAGUUUAAUUUUAAUUAUUUUUAAUAUUAUUUUAUGUAUAUUUUCCUUGNAAUAAAAAAAUCUAAUGUCUAUUCUUUUUAACUUUUUUUUUAUUUUUGUUGAUUUAAGUGAAUAAUUGAUAGAAUAUUCAUUGUAAAUUUUAAAUUAGUUCUUUUUUUUGUUUAUUUUUAAACUUUCCUUUUUUUUCAGCAUAAUUUUCAAAAUUAUUUCCAUUUAAAAAACUUUUGUAA